Xyrauchen texanus (razorback sucker) is the source of this 5764-nucleotide messenger RNA. Its product is annotated as glutamate receptor ionotropic, NMDA 2C-like. Bases 901 to 5094 code for a protein of 1397 amino acids. Gene Ontology annotation, biological process: long-term synaptic potentiation; synaptic transmission, glutamatergic; monoatomic ion transport. The transcript is spliced from 14 exons. Gene Ontology annotation, molecular function: transmitter-gated monoatomic ion channel activity involved in regulation of postsynaptic membrane potential; NMDA glutamate receptor activity. The record is from RefSeq and is a predicted model, not a curated record. Gene Ontology annotation, cellular component: postsynaptic membrane; postsynaptic density membrane; plasma membrane. Lineage: Eukaryota; Metazoa; Chordata; Actinopteri; Cypriniformes; Catostomidae.
GGAGCCCGGAUUACAACUACAGUAAUCUGAGAACCGCAGCCGCACUCUACAGCUACAACUGAACAUAUAAACUCCAACCAACCAUCAGUGGACGGGGACAAAAUAGCUUCAACCAAAAUGCACAACUGAACAUGGCAUCGCUCUACAAUUUAAAUCAACCAGAAAAAAGAAAAUACAUACAAAUCUCAAGGGGACAAAAAGAGGCAGAAAUGUAUUUAGGCUAGGAACCAACAGCCUGGUACUAAAACAAGAAGCUCCACCUGUCAGCCUGUGCCUCCUGUUCGUACAAGCACUGACAGAUCCUGGAAACUGGCAGUUUUUGGAGAAUUCAGUGGCUUUUUUUUUUUAAGGGAAUGAGGACUAUUUUUGAAGCAUGAGCCAGGAACAAGAGAACAAGAUUUGGACAGAUUUCAUUUGCACGCGUCCAGUCAGAGUCGAGACGCGUCUGUUUACCUAACCACGGACCAUCUAGGACAAGGAUCCCUUUAUGCUUGACUUCAACAAGACAGUUGUGGACAUCCGUCCCCUCUCUGUCGUUCCUCCUCUGGCAUCCGUUUCUUUCCCUCCAUCUCUCCGCACACACCUCCUCGUUUCUCCCUCCCCCCUCCCUCCCUCCAUCCAUCCCACCCUCCCCUCGUGGAAGAUGAUGUGACCUUCUGCCAAACUGCUAGAGACCAUGCUACUGUCACAGUGGGAUCUUCUGUCCACACUGAAAUAGACUCAAACAGGAGGAAGGAGGAAGAAAGGGACAGAGAAAAGGAAACAGAGAGAAAGAGAAAAGGGGAAGGAGGGACGGGGGAAAAGAGAAUAGAAUAAAUCAGGACAAGUCAAGGAGGAGAUAUGUGCUGUCGGGAGUCCGGGCUGGAUGUGGUUUGCCAAAACAGGCAGUAGGCGACUGAGAUGGGAGUUCAUCUAGGCUGUCUCAGCGACACACUGUGGCUGCCGUUGCUGCUGCUGCUGUCUGUCUGCUUUGCCCCCCACUACCAGUGCCGACCGUUCGGGACGGUUGAGCCCACCGUGAACGUGGCGGUGGUGUUCAGCGGUUCCGCCUACCAGAUGGAGGUCAAAGGGCGACUGAGCCGGGAGAACUUCCUGGACCUGCCGCUGGAGGUGAACCCCAUCACUGUGCUGGUGAAUAACACCAACCCUCGCACCCUACUGACACGCAUCUGCGACACACUGGCUGCUAACAGAGUGCAUGGAGUCGUCUUUGAAGAUAACAUUGGGUCAGAGGCCGUAGCGCAGAUCCUGGACUUCAUAUCUACCCAGACGGCAGUGCCCAUCAUUGGCAUCAGCGGGGGAUCUGCUGUUGUCCUGCAUCACAAGGGUGAUGGCUCUACAUUCCUUCAGCUGGGUUCUUCCAUUGAGCAGCAGAUUAAUGGAAUGUUUAAGAUGAUGGAGGAAUACAACUGGGACAGUUUUGUGGUAGUAACUAGCUUGUACCCAGGCUACGAUUCCUAUGUGGACUACAUUCGCUCCUUCAUCGAUACUUCCUACUUCCUUUGGGAAAUGCAGGAUAUUUUGACAUUUGACAUGUCGGCUGACGGCAUGAACGACCUUCGCGCCCGACGGUUACUUCAACAGAUCGAUGCCCAGGUGCUGCUUGUGUACUGCUCCCACGAUGAGGCCCAGUAUCUGUUCACCAUGGCCAGGGACGUGGGUUUGGUUGGUCCAGGUUAUAUCUGGUUUAUCCCGAGUCUUGCAGUUGGAAACCCCAAUAUAGCACCUCCGGAAAGCUUCCCUAUUGGAUUGAUCAGCAUAAUCACAGAUCGCUGGAAGAUGAGCAUGAGAAACAGGGUCAGGGAUGGUGUUGCCAUUGUGGUGAAAGGGGUAGAGAGCUUCCGAAAGCAGAGAGGGUUUGUUCCCGACGGACAUAUGGACUGUCAGAGUCUGGUGCGGCCAUCCACCAAUGAGACUCUCUACAGGCAUUUGCUGAAUGUGUCUUGGGAGAACACAGAUUUUUCCUUCAACAGUGAUGGAUAUCUGGUCAACCCUUCCAUGAUCAUCAUCACUUUGGACCGUGGGAGACAGUGGGAUAAGGUGGGAAGUUAUGAGUCUGGUAUACUGCAUAUGAGGUAUCCAGUCUGGCCACGUUACGGGACCUACCUAGAGCCAGUGUCUGAUAAUCGUCACUUGACAGUCGCUACAUUGGAGGAAAGGCCUUUUGUUAUUGUAGAGGCUGUUGAUCCUGUUACUGGCACCUGCCUCAGCAACACUGUCCCCUGUAGACGCCAAUCUAACAAGACAGAAAUGAUUGUCGGACACACUGAACCUUACACCAAACUAUGCUGCAAAGGCUUCUGCAUCGACAUUUUAAAAAAGCUGUCUCGUAACAUCAAGUUCUCCUACGAUCUUUACCUGGUCACUAAUGGCAAACAUGGCAAACUUGUGCGUGGGAUCUGGAAUGGUAUGAUUGGAGAGGUAUUUUAUAAGCGAGCAGACAUGGCCAUUGGCUCUCUGACCAUAAAUGAGGAGCGUUCCGAGAUCAUUGACUUCUCUGUGCCUUUUGUGGAGACUGGCAUCAGUGUGAUGGUGGCCCGGAGCAAUGGAACCGUUUCUCCUUCAGCCUUCCUGGAGCCCUACAGCCCAGCGGUGUGGGUGAUGAUGUUCGUCAUGUGUCUUACUGUAGUGGCAGUGACUGUGUUUGUGUUUGAAUACUUCAGUCCUGUGGGCUACAACCGCAGUCUGAUCAGUGCCAAAGAUCCAGGUGGGCCAACGUUCACUAUCGGAAAGUCGGUGUGGUUACUGUGGGGGAUCGUAUUCAACAACUCAGUCCCCAUUGAAAACCCCAAAGGCACCACCAGUAAGAUCAUGGUGCUGGUGUGGGCCUUCUUUGCUGUGAUCUUCCUGGCCAGUUACACAGCCAACCUGGCAGCCUUCAUGAUCCAGGAGCAAUACAUCGACACUGUCUCUGGACUGAGCGACAAAAAGUUCCAGAAACCGCAAGACCAGUAUCCUCCAUUUCGGUUUGGUACAGUGCCCAAUGGCAGCACAGAACGCAACAUACGGAGCAAUUAUCCGGAGAUGCACUCCCACAUGGUGAAGUACAACCAGAAAGGUGUGGAAGAUGCCCUCAACAGUCUCAAGACAGGGAAACUGGAUGCCUUCAUAUACGAUGCAGCUGUGCUUAAUUACAUGGCUGGUAAAGAUGAAGGGUGUAAACUUGUGACCAUUGGUAGCGGGAAGGUAUUUGCUACCACAGGCUAUGGUAUCGCCCUUCAAAAAGAAUCUCGCUGGAAGCGCCCCAUAGACCUAGCUCUUCUUCAGUUCCUUGCUGACGGUGACACUCAGAAGCUGCAGACGGUAUGGCUGACUGGGAUCUGUCGUAACGAGAAAAAGGAGGUCAUGAGCUCGAAGCUCGACAUUGACAACAUGGCUGGAGUGUUCUACAUGCUUCUAGUUGCUAUGGGUCUCAGUCUGCUGGUCUUUGCCUGGGAACAUCUACUUUACUGGAAGUUACGACAUUCUGUCCGCAAGUCUGAACGUUUGGAAUUCUUAUUGGCCAUUAGCAGGGGUAUCUACAGCUGCUUCAACGGUGUGGAGGACGUAGACCGUAAAGGGAACAUGCAGAACCCAGAUGUCACUACAAGUUACACUCAAGCCAACAUGCUGAAGAUGCUCCAAACCGCAAAGGACAUUGUUUCAUCCGCAAGAGUGGAUAACUCCCUGGACAAUGCCACUAAGACCAUAGAGAACUGGAGUCGACGAGAUCCGGAGGCAGCAAGACCAAGUCUUCCUACCUGCCUCAUAGGAACUGACUUUAGCCACAGUCGCCUGCCCUGCAUCUCCAGUGUUACAGGCAACCACUCCCCCUACCCUCAUAAUAUAGAUAACACCACUCAGCACUUGCUAGAGAAGCCUCACGUGGGAACACGGCCUACCUCGCUGCGAUACACUCUCCCUGCACGCACAAGCCACCACCAUAUUUACGAACGAACUCUACCCAUAUCUAGCCUCAGCAGUCCCCAUAUUGCGAUAAGAGACCCUCCACCUCCAACAGCCCCAAAACCCCAUGUGUUCAUAGAUCAGUCCUGUCACCACCCUACCUCUCGCUACAUCUCUUACCAUGAUUUUCAGAUACCGGACAUCUUUGUGGAACACCAGGAAACUUCUAGAAGCCAUAAACAAUACAUGGCAGGCCUGGGUCGGAAAAAGAGAUCCCACAGCUAUGUAGCAGCAUCUCCAGAAACUCGCCGGAGAGAUGACUAUGAUGUUCCUCAGUCUUGUCUAGCUGAGCUUAAAAGCAACCACCUUGUGGAGAACCAUUCCCAUACUACACCUUGCAUGCGAAGCCACUACCAGAGAUCGAAUACAAGCUGCAACUCCUGCACAAAGUUGUACCUAGAACCGGACAUGGAAGAUGUUCCUCUACUGGGCAAGGACAAACCAAAUCGCCGUGCCUCUUUUCUCAGGUCCACUUGGGGUGGAGACAGGAUCCGACAGUUGGAUGAGAAUCCCUCCACCUCUGCAUCUUCUACCGGUUGCAUCAACAUGCCCGACCUGUUCCCUCGAGUAGUAGUGACGAAUCCCAAGCAUUCAAAGAUGCAUGGAAGUGCUGGUAAUAACCUUCGCUACAACAUGGCGGUAGAGCCAGCCUAUCUAGAUCCAGCCCACAUGGGCUCCUACCCAUACAAGCCCCAGAAGGUCAAGUACUCAAAGUCCAUCCGCCUUCCUUCAUACCGGGAAGCGAUUCUACAAAAUGCGGCGGCCAUGCGUCGUUCUUCUUCCACACUAGUGCAAGGACAAUACUCAACAUAUUUGAACUCAUACAGGGACCUGCCUGUGUACUUGAGUCCUCUACCGCAGGGGCCCACUUAUUUUCAUGAGCACUCCAAAGACAUGUGCCACCUGUUUUCCUGCACCAACCAUUGCCCAGAUAAUGCUGCCCUGGAACCCCGGUUAGGAAGCAGACAUGUACUGUACCAGAGCACCGCUAUUGAUGGGGCUGGGCGAUCAAAUGAGGAGUCAAUGAACACUGUGCCAGUUUCUUCCCUUCGUAGGGACCGCAGACAGGUUCUGGUGGCACGGAACGUUCAUAGCCCUUACGCCCCAAGGCCCUGGGGUAGGGUGUCGAGUCUGGAGUCUGAGGUGUGAAGUUCAUGGAGAGAUCUCCAGACUCAAAGACAGUGUAUCUCAAACCGUGAGGGAAAAACACUGGAAACUGCUAUAGAGAAUCAAGCAAAAAAUUUGACGGAGGACUAGAGGUGGAAUAAUACAAUCUCAGUGCAAUAAUACAAUAUGACAACAGGGAUGGAACAGGGGGAAUGUACAAGUGAUAACUGUGGAGACUUAUUUAAGUGUACCUUGAAAAAAUAAGAGUUAAAUUGAUAUUUAACUGUUCUUAAUAUAUAAUCUAUUGAUUAUUAUUCAAACUGUUUUUAAAUGCCAUUAUACCGAUUACAUUCACUCUUUGCAAACAAUCAGAUGUAGCAUGUCUCAAGGCAGCUUUAAAUCAGGACGGUUUAAUCCAAAUCUGGAUUCUGCUAAACUGGAGAGUUUUCUAACAUCCACAAAAAAAUGUCUUCCAAGAAUUUUAUAAAUCCAGGGGUUUGAGAAAGCCAUGAUUCAUUGUUGAAAUUCAUUACAUCACCAAUUCAAUUCAGUUCUGAUUUUAAGAAUGAUGCAAAAGCAAAGUGAUUCGCCGGUAGUUCCACAGCUAUUUCACUGUUUAAUAAAUGAUGAAAUGGCCUGAGGGCCAAUUGGAAAAGACUGUUGUUGUUCCUGUCUGUGACUUUAGCUAAAGUGGAAACAAUUCAUGAAACAU